AUGGACCCGUUUACGGAGAAACUACUUGAACGAACCCGUGCCAGGCGAGAAAAUCUCCAGAGAAAGAUGGCCGAGAGGCCCACAGCAGCACCGAGGACCGUGCCUCUCGCCAAGCGCACCAGAGAGCCGCUUGCAGAAGCCAGUAACCAGCAGCCCCUGUCCAGGGGGGAAGAGAAAUCUUGUACAAAACCAUCGCCAUCAAAAAAACGCUGUUCUGACAACACUGAAGUUUCUAACUUGGAAAAUGCACAACCGGUUGAGUCAGCUUCUGCCAAGCCUUGUUCUCCAAGUCCUGUGUCCCCUCAGGCGCAGCCUCAGGCACUGGCUCUGGCCAGUGAUUCCCUGCCCGCCACACGGGCACCGCGGCUGGGCCAGCAGAGCGCGCCCGGCGCCAGGCCUGAGGCCUCUGCCGCCUCCUCCGUUAAAACACGGAUGCAGAAGCUGGCAGCCCAGCGGCGCCACUGGGAUAAUGACGAGGUGACAGAUGAUACCCCUGAAAGCUCCCUCAUCCCAGCGAAGCCCACGGAGGACAAGGCCGCCUCCCCUCCCAAACCAGCAGAAGCCUCAGCAACUCCCGUUGGGAGGAGGGGCCGUCUGGCCAACCUUGCAGCCACUAUUUGCUCCUGGGAAGAUGAUGUCAGCCACUCAUCCGCAAAGCAGAACAGGGCCCCAGGACAGCCUGGUACCACUUGUUUACCCGAAGCUUCCGCGGAGAGCGGAGCAUCUGCUGGCAUCAAUGGCAGCAGUGUUGCGCAGGAAGCCGCAUGCUGCUCCCCGCGGGGUGGCAAUGCCUCUCUGAGGGAAGCGCCGGCCCCGAGAGCGGCCGCCUCCUUGCCUAAGGACGCCGUUUCCAGCUCUGCGAAAGCUUCUGCUUCCCCUGUGAAAGCUUCUAUAUCUCUCACCAAUGCUAAUAAUUGUGAGGUACGAAAACCUGAGCGACUACAAAAACCUCCUGCUAGUCCUUUGAAAACUGAGGUAUCAAAACCAAUCGGGAAGUCAGCCGAAUCCCAGACAGCUCGGCCCAAAGAAGAAGUAAAUAGAGAAGCUUGUCUGCAGUCUCACUCUAAAGACAAAUCUACAACAGGAGCGGGAGUCAAGCCGUUUCUGGAGCGCUUCGGAGAGCGCUGUCAAGAACGCAGCAAAGACAGCCCCACACGGAGCACGCCCCACAGGACCCCUGUGGUCACUCCAAACACCAAGGCCAUCCAGGAAAGACUGUUAAAGCAAAACACAUCUUCAUCUACUACCCACGUAGCACAGCGUCUCAAGCAGGAACGUGAAAAAGAACUAGCAUGUCUUCGUGGCCGAUUUGACAAGGGCAACUUAUGGAGUGCAGAAAAAAGCGAAAACUCGAGAAGCAAACAACUGGAAACCAAAGAGGAAAUUCACUCUCAGAACACUCCCCUCAGAAAACAUCAAGUUGUUUCAAAUACCCCGUCAGGUCCAGUAAGAGAAAAGGAAAAGGCGGCAGGAAAGCAGACUCCAGCGCAGCCCCCCAGCCCAGAGCCCGCAGGUUUCACUGAAUGUGAAAUGACGAAGUCUAGCCCUUUGAAAAUAACAUUGUUUUUAGAAGAGGAAAAGUCUUUAAAAAUAACAUCAGACCCAAAGGUUGAGCAGCAGACAGAAGUGGUACGUGAAAUCGAGAUGAGCGUGGACGACGAGGAUGACAUCAAUAGUUCGAAAGUGAUUAAUGACAUCUUCAGUGAUGUCCUGCAGGCAGGCGAGCUAGAUGCCGCCAGGAGCCCAGAGCAGCUGGGCCAGGCGGGAGCCGAGAGCGGGGAGGACCAGGAGGAUGGGCUGAAUAUCUCCUCGAUGUCGCUGCUCACUCCGCUGGCACAGACAGUCGGCGUGAUAAGUCCAGAGAGUUUCGCUUCCUCGCCUAGAUUGGAACUGAAGGGCAGUAGCACACAUGAUGAGAGUCCAAAACCAGGAAAGUUCCAGAGAACCCGUGUCCCGAGGGCUGAAUCUGGGGAUAGCAUUGGUUCUGAGGAUCGUGACCUUCUGUACAGCAUCGAUGCAUACAGAUCUCAGAGAGUCAAAGAAACAGACCGUCCUUCAAUUAAGCAGAUUGUUCGGAAGGAAGAUGCUACUUCAAAAUUGGAGGGGAAAAAGAAUGCUGAAGAAAAGAGCAUCUUUCCUUGUCAGGUUAACGUCAAGCAGAAAAUGCAGGAACUCAACAACGAAAUCAACCUGCAGCAGACGGUGAUCUACCAGGCCAGCCAGGCCCUUAACUGCUGUGUGGACGAGGAGCACGGGAAGGGGUCCCUGGAAGAGGCCGAGGCGGAACGGCUGCUUCUGAUCGCAACUGAGAAGAGAACACUUUUGAUUGACGAGCUGAAUAAGCUGAAGAGUGAAGGACCUCAGAGGAAGAAUAAGGCUGGUCUCCCCUGCCAGAGUGAAUUUGUCCCGUCCAAAGGGUCAGUCACUUUGUCAGAAUUCCGUUUGCCUCUCAAGGCAGAUUUUGUCUGCAGCACAGCUCAGAAACCAGAUGCAGCAACUUACUCCUUCCUGCUCAUCCUGAAGGCGGGCACCGAGAACAUGGUGGCCACCCCGCUGGCAAGCACCGCCACUUCUCUGAACGGCGAUGCCCUGCCCUUCUCCACCACAUACACUCUGGAAGAUGUGUCCAAUGACUUUGAAAUCAGUAUUGAAGUUUACAGCUUGGUGCAAAAGAAAGAUCCCUCAAUGCCAGAUAAGAAGAAAAAGUCAUACAAAUCCAAGGCUAUCACUCCAAAGCGACUUCUCACAUCUAAAACUACAAAAGGCACCCUUCAUUCCUCAGUGAUGGCCAGCCCGGGCGGGCUCCAUGCUGUGCGCACCAGCAACUUCAUCCUUGUGGGAUCGUACACGCUGUCCUUGUCUUCAGUAGGAAACACCAAGUUCCCCCUGGACAAGGUGCCCUUUUUAUCUCCAUUGGAAGGUCAUAUUUAUUUAAAAAUAAAAUGUCAAGUGAAUUCAAGUGUUGAAGAAAAAGGUUUCCUAACCAUAUUUGAAGAUGUGAGUGGGUUUGGUGCCUGGCAUCGAAGAUGGUGUAUUCUGUCUGGAAACUGUAUCUCUUACUGGACAUACCCCGAUGACGAGAAACGGAAGAAUCCCAUAGGCAGAAUAAAUCUGGCCAAUUGUACCAGUCGUCAGAUAGAACCAGCCAACAGAGAAUUUUGCGCAAGACGUAACACUUUUGAAUUAAUUACUGUCCGACCACAAAGAGAAGAUGACCGAGAGACGCUUGUCAGCCAAUGCAGGGACACACUCUGUGUCACCAAGCACUGGCUGUCCGCAGACACCAAGGAGGAGCGGGACCUCUGGAUGCAGAAGCUCAAUCAAGUCCUUGUGGACAUUCGCCUCUGGCAGCCGGAGGCCUGCUACAAGCCACUCGGGAAGGCCUGA
Pipistrellus nathusii (Nathusius's pipistrelle) is the source of this 3387-nucleotide messenger RNA. NCBI's taxonomy places the organism in Eukaryota, Metazoa, Chordata, Mammalia, Chiroptera, Vespertilionidae. The record is from the annotation of a GenBank genome assembly.